This is a messenger RNA of Octopus sinensis (East Asian common octopus), 1785 nucleotides long. RefSeq lists its product as uncharacterized. The record is from RefSeq and is a predicted model, not a curated record. Bases 254 to 1378 code for a protein of 374 amino acids. The transcript has 7 exons. Lineage: Eukaryota; Metazoa; Mollusca; Cephalopoda; Octopoda; Octopodidae.
ACACACACCUAUGCACGCACACACAAACACCACACACACAUGCACACACACACACACAAAUAUAUAGCUAGCUGCAGGAUUUGCUCAAAACCAUUUCAAAAUCUUUACCAGCCUGACACCAUCAUUGAGAUUUCUGAUUUCUUCUAUCAGGUCGAAACAAACCCAAGCAACGCCAGGCGAUACAGCUAGUGUACAGAUAAACACAGGACUUUCGAAAAUUAACAUUUGAAAAUCUACAUUAAUCUUAAAGAAAAUGAAGCUUAUUUUGUUGAGUAUUUUCCUUUGCACUUGCCACUUUACCAUUAAAGGAGUGUUCCCUCAGCAAGAACGACAAGUAUCUUUCAAAGCAAUAAAUACUUGUGGCCUUAAUAGUAAGAUAGUGAAUGCAAGUGAGAUAAAAUACACACCAACAAGAAUGCAAUGUAUGGAAUUGUGUUCCUGGAAUUGGAAAUGCAAUGCAGUUACUCAUUGCAUAUAUGGAGCAAAGUCUUCUGUACAAUGUCAUCUACAUGAAAAUAUUAAUACAAUCCUUGACUGUAAGUAUCAUGAAGAGGUUCCUGAAUGUUCAUCAUGGAAAAAGGUGACACCGUGUCAUAACAAUGGUAUUUGGCACUGGGAAAACAAUACAUGUGACUGCUUUUUUACCUAUAAAGAUAAAUACUGCAAAAUAUUCAGACCGAGUUCUUGCAAAGAAGUAUAUCAAACAUUUAUUGCUGCUGGGAGAACACCUUCUAGCAAUAAGUUUGUUGUCUAUACUCCAGAUAAGAAACCCAUUGAAGUAUUUUGCGAUUUUAGAAAUACUUUUGGUGUAACAUACAUCUCCAAAUACUCCUUGUUGAACAUGACCAAAGAUGAUCUGCAACUGUUUGUGCCUGACUCAAGUAGGUUCGUGAUGAAAUAUGCCAUUGCAAAUGGAUCUCAAAUUGAAGCUACUUUAAAAUUACCAUCAAUAUACUCAGACAACUGGACUGUCACACUUGGAGUGAAUCGGGUUUUGUCAAUUACACCAGUAAACUUUCAACUGGGACCAUUUAUAUUAAUUGUUGCUUUGCCAAUUAGUCACGUUUAUGCUGGUAUUACACUUGGAUAUAAUGCUGAAGGAACUGACUUUACAUAUUCGACUUGUGAUCAAAAUAGAAAUAAUUAUUUUGCUUUUUACGCAAACGCAAACCAGCUGACACCAAAAAGAUACUCAAGGAUAGGAAUGACUUACCACUGGCAAAGCAAGGCCAAAAGUGUUCCUUCAUCAGCUUUGUUAACCAAAGAAUUUUUAUAUUUUUUUGAAAUUUACUUUGGAGGUUGUGGUGGACUUGUUACUUGUAACGCAGAGCAGAAAUGUACUGGAGCAUCUCCAGGUUUUAUCUUUGGUAUUCCUUAAGUAGACAAUUCAUUGAUGUCAAAUGAGAGCAAAUCAGGACGGAAAACAAGCAAACACAGCACAACAAAGAAGAAGUAACAGAGUUCAAUGAUAAAUACAAACAGAAUAGUUCCCAACAAAUACUGAACAUUACACUGUUAUCAAUAGAAGAUCUAAGAACAAUAAACAUGCAUCAUACAACAACACGUAGUAAACAUUAGAAAAUUCUGGAACAGUCAAUGGACAACAGAAAAUAUUAUGAAGCUUUCUGAGAUGAAUGAUAAUUUUUAAAAAGUAAACGAAAGUAUGAAAUAGAUAGCUGCUGUGCGGUGGUACCCUAGUGUGACCACAGCCAACAGAAAGAGUGAGUCAUAAAGUAGACAAUGUAUGUAUUAGACAGCUUUUAAAUAAACAGUAUUAUGUAUAGA